AUGGCUCAAAACAAGAUUCUCUAUUCUGCAAAGCUCAACGAGAACAUGCGGAGAUCAGCCUACUUCAAAACGAACAAGCGAACUGUCAAAUCAAACAUCACGCUUAAGUUUGUGACAAAAGCGAAUAUCAAGCUUCGAGGUGAAGCCAAAUUCACGACUACUCUUGAAGAUCCAAUCGAACUCUUGAAGCCUAUUGAACGGUUCAUGAAGAAGAGUGCUGAUGCUGAGUAUGACUUCUUCGAUUUCUGGGAAGCCAAUCAAAAGUUCUUUGCUAUGAAGCAAGGAACAACCAAAAACUUGAUGCAUUUCAAGGAACGAUUCUUGAGACAGGCUGAAGUCCUGGAAGAUCUAAAUGGUGUUGCCUGGUUCCGAAAUUUUGCAGUCAAGACGAAAGCGUAUGCUGCUAUUGCUAGCACCAAUACUAUUGCUAAAGACAAGUUCAAGGAUGACAUCUUUGAAGCCGUUAUUGCAACAGGAUUCCUGUGCAACUUUGAUUGA
Molecule: messenger RNA, 498 nt
Organism: Cylindrotheca closterium
Lineage: Eukaryota; Bacillariophyta; Bacillariophyceae; Bacillariales; Bacillariaceae
Source: the annotation of a GenBank genome assembly